Acinonyx jubatus (cheetah) is the source of this 7290-nucleotide messenger RNA. RefSeq names its product NIMA related kinase 4 (gene NEK4). Gene Ontology annotation, molecular function: protein kinase activity; ATP binding. The record is from RefSeq and is a predicted model, not a curated record. Lineage: Eukaryota; Metazoa; Chordata; Mammalia; Carnivora; Felidae. Gene Ontology annotation, biological process: protein phosphorylation. The coding region runs from base 230 to 2587 and encodes 785 amino acids. The transcript is spliced from 15 exons.
CUGUGGUGGAUGUUUCCGGGCCGCCGGAGCGUGCGCGGUGCCGCGUUGGCUGGGAUCGCUAUGGCAGCGGCGUCGCUGUGGGCCCGGCUUCCGUACUCGCAUCGGGGCCCGGCCGUCUCCGCAGCCUCCAGUACCGCGGCUUCUCGGGCAUGAGCGGGGUUUCCCGCCGCGGCCCGCUACCCUGGCCGCCGCUGCCGCCGCAUCCCAGCUUUGGGCCGGCGCCGGGAACAUGCCCCUGGCCGCCUACUGCUACCUGCGGGUCGUGGGCAGGGGCAGCUACGGGGAGGUGACGCUCGUGAGGCACCGGCGGGACGGCAGGCAGUAUGUCAUCAAAAAGCUGAACCUCCGAAAUGCCUCUAGCCGAGAGCGGCGCGCUGCUGAACAGGAAGCUCAGCUCCUGUCUCAGUUGAAGCACCCUAACAUCGUCACCUACAAGGAGUCAUGGGAGGGAGGGGACGGUCUGCUGUACAUCGUCAUGGGCUUCUGCGAAGGAGGUGAUCUGUACCGAAAGCUCAAAGAACAGAAGGGGCGGCUUCUGCCUGAGAGUCAGGUGGUGGAGUGGUUUGUUCAGAUCGCCAUGGCUCUGCAGUAUUUACAUGAAAACCACAUCCUUCACCGAGAUCUGAAAACUCAAAAUGUCUUCCUGACAAGAACAAACAUCAUCAAAGUGGGUGAUUUGGGAAUUGCCCGGGUGUUAGAGAACCACUGUGACAUGGCCAGCACUCUUAUCGGCACACCUUAUUACAUGAGCCCUGAACUGUUUUCGAACAAACCCUACAACUAUAAGUCUGAUGUUUGGGCUCUGGGAUGCUGUGUUUAUGAAAUGGCCACCCUGAAGCAUGCUUUCAAUGCAAAAGACAUGAAUUCUUUAGUUUAUCGGAUUAUUGAAGGAAAGCUGCCGCCGAUGCCGAAAGACUAUAGUCCAGAACUAGCAGAACUAAUAAGAACAAUGCUGAGCAAAAGGCCUGAAGAAAGACCCUCUGUGAGGAGCAUCCUGAGGCAGCCUUACAUAAAGCGCCAAAUCUCUUUGUUUUUGGAGGCCACAAAGGCAAAGACCUCCAAAAAUAAUAUUAAAAAUGGUGACUCUAAAUCGAAACCUGUUGCUGCAGUGGUUUCUGGAAAGGCUGAAUCAAAUCAUAAAGUCUUUCCCCUCCAGCCUCACUCUUCUGAGGGCUCCAAGACAUAUGUAAUGGGUGAAGACAAAUAUUUGUCCCAGGAGAAACCCAUGGUCACUGGCCCCUUGAAGUCACCAGCAAGUCUGAAAGUCCACACCUCCAAGCUGGACGUGAGCAAUACUGCAGAAUCACUAGCCACGAUCAGUAGAGUGAAUAUUGACAUCCUACCUUCAGAAAGGAGGGACUCACUGAAAGAUGGCUUAGUUCGGGAGAAUGAGCUAGAAGGUAAAUGUGGUAUUUCUCAAGUGAAGGAGAAGCUGCAGGAUGGCACGAAGCCCAGCACUCACCCCAGAAACCUGAUUCCCACAUGGUCCUCUGGUGAUGUCGCUGGGGGAAGGAAUGACCGACUGAAUCCUCUGCAACCCCUAAACACAGACCAAAAGCCAAAAGACCAGGAUCAAGUUGCUGGUGAAUGUGUUCUAGAAAAACCAGACAGGACCAACCCAGGUUUACAGCCACACAGCUCCGGGUCUGAGCCUUCCCUCUCUCGACAACGACGACAGAAGAAAAGAGAACACCCUGAACACAGUGGGGAAAGGACACAGGUCAGCGGAGAUCUCUUUGAAUUCCAAGAGGCUCCUCCUCGACUUUUGCCUUCUCUUCCCACUAUUGGAAAAACGGAUAUCACAUUAUCACAAAAAGAUGCUGAAAAUCAAAGUAAAGUGGUCAUUGGGUCUACUGUGAGCUGUUCGAGCAGCAGGGAGGUGCCAUCAUCCAAGGAUCGACCAUUAUCAGCAAGAGAGAGGAGGCGACUAAAGCAGUCACAGGAAGAGUUGUUCCCCUCAGGCCCUUCAGUGAGGAGAGCUUCUCUGAGUGCAUCAGGACCAGGGAAACCACCAGAGGAAGGCCAGCCCACCCCUGGCCAAUGGUUGUCUUCUGACUGCUGUGCGGCUCAGGAAAGGAGAGUCAUCCACUGUCUCUCUGAGGAUGAAUUAAGUUCUUCUACAAGUUCAACUGAUAAAUCAGAUGGGGAUUCCAAAGAACGGAAAGGUCAUACAAAUGAAAUGAGUGACUUGGUCCAACUGAUGACUCAGACCCUAAAAUUAGACCCUAAGGAGAGCUGUGAAGAUCUCCUCGUUCCAGAUCCAGUGUCAGAAUUUAAACUUCAUCGGAAGUAUCGAGAUACGCUGAUACUUCAUGGGAAAGUUGCAGAAGAAGCUGAGGAACUCCAUUUUAAAGAGCUACCCUCUGCUAUCAUGCCAGGUUCUGAAAAGAUCAGAAGAAUAGUUGAAGUCUUGAGAGCUGAUGUAAUCCAGGGCCUGGGAAUUCAGCUUUUGGAGCAGGUGUAUGAUCUUUUGGAAGAGGAGGAUGAAGUGGAGAGAGAGGGCUAUUUCCUGAUUGAGAUGACACUCACUUUGGGUCAUGUAGGUUAUUCUCCGGUGAGUCAACUGCAUUACAUCACACCUGCAUAAGAAAACUUUCAGAGUAGGGGCGCCUGGGUGGCUUAGUUGGUUAAGCGUCCGACUUCGGCUCAGGUCAUGAUCUCGCUGUCCAUGAGUUCAAGCCCCGUGUUGGGCUCUGUGCUGACAGCUUGGAGCCUGGAGCCUGCUUCAGAUUCUGUGUCUCCCUCUCUGCCCCUCCCCUACACAUGCUCUGUCUUUCAGAAAUAAAUAAAUGUUAAAAAAAUUAAAAAACAGAAAAUUUUCAGAGUAGUAGAAGUGCCUGAACAAACAUUCUUUUGACUAGCUUUAUUUUUAAAUAUUUGUAUUUCUAGUUGUUUGGUGAUAAUAAUAGCAAUGACAAUAAAGCCUUAAAUUCCUAGAAAUACAGUUGCUUCUCCACCAAUUUAUUUAUAUUGUUUUUGAUGCAUUAUCUUAUUUUAUCCAGACACUAGUCUGAACACACAUGGUCCAAGAACACUCAAAUAAUAAACCAAAUAUAGACAGAUGUUAAAGAUUGGUCUUCGUGGGGCGCCUGGGUGGCUCAGUCGGUUGGGCAGCCGACUUCGGCUCAGGUCAUGAUCUCGUGGUCCGUGAGUUCAAGCCCCGCGUUGGGCUCUGUGCUGACAGCACAGAGCCUGGAGCCUGUUUCGGAUUCUGUGUCUCUCUCUCUCUGACCCUCCCCCGUUCAUGCUCUGUCUCUCUCUGUCUCAAAAAUAAAUAAACGUCAAAAAAAAAAAUUUUUAAAGAUUGGUCUUCAAACAUUAUAGCCAACGAUGCCAUGCUUACCUAUGAUCUCAUUGACAUAAAACCACAUCCACACCACAAUCCCUAUCAAAAUAACACCAGCAUUCUUCACAGAGCUAGAACAAACAAUUCUAAAAUUUGCAUGGAACCAGGAAAGAGUCUGAAUAGCCAAUGUAAUGUUGAAAAGGAAAACCAAAGCUGGAGGCAUCAUAAUUCCGGACUUCAAGCUGUAUUGCAAAGCUGUAAUCAUCAAGACAGUAUGGUACUGGCACAAAAACAGACACACAGGUCAAUGGGAACAGAAUAGAGAACCCAGAAAUGGACCCACGAUUGUAUGGCCAACUAAUCUUGGACAAAGCAGUAAAGAAUAUCCAGUGGGAAAAAGACAGUCUCUUUAGCAAAUGGUGUUGGGAAAACUGGACAAUGACUUAGCAGAAGAAUGAACCUGGACCACGUUCUUACACCAUACACAAAAAUAAACUGAAAAUGGAUGAAAGACCUAAACGUAAGACAGGAAGCUAUCAAAAUCCUAGAGGAGAAAACAGGCAACAACUUCUUUGACCUUGGCUGUAGCAGCUUCUUACUUGACAUGUCCCUGGAGGCAAGGGAAACACAAGCAAAAAUGAACUAUUGGGACCUUAUCAAGAUAAAAAGCUGCACAGCGAAGGAAACAAUCUGCAAAACUAAAAGGCACCCACCAGAAUGGGAGAAGAUAUUUGCAAAUGACAUAUCAAAUAAAGGGUUAGUAUCCAAAAUCUUAAACUCAACAUCCAAGAACAAGAUAAUUCAGUGAAGAAAUGAACAAAAGACACAAAUAGACUUUUUUCCAAAGAAGACAUCCAGAUGGCUAACAGACACAUGAAAAGAUGCUCAAUAUCAUUCAUCAUCAGGGAGAUACAAAUCAAAACCACAAUGAGAUACCACCUCACACUGGUCAGAGUGGCUAACAUUAACAACUCAGACAACAAGAUAUUGGUGAAGAUAUUGGUGAGGAUGUGGAGAAAGAGGAACCCUUUGGCACUGCUGGUGGGAAUGUAGAGUGGUACAACCACUCUGGAAAACAGUAUGGACGUUCCUCAAAAAAUUAAAAAUAGAACAACCCUAAACUCAGCAAUUGCACUGCUAGGUAUUUAUCCAAAGGAUACAAAAUGCCGAUUCAAAGGGGCACACACACCCCAAUAUUUAUAGCAGUGCUAUCGACAAUAGCCAAAGUAUGGAAAGAGCCCAAAUGUCCGCCGACUGAUGAAUGGAUAAAGAAGAUGUGGUAUAUACAAUGGAAUAUUACUUAGUGAUGAAAAAGAAUGAAAUCUUGCCAUUUGCAACAAUGUGGAUGGAACUAAAGUGUAUUAUGCUAAACAAAGUAAGUCAGAGAAAGGAAUAUAUCAUUUCACUCAGGUGGAAUUUAAGAAACAAAACAGAUGAACAUAGGGGAAGGGAAGCAUAAAUAAUAUAAAAACAGAGGGAGGCAUACCAUAAAAGACUCAAAUAUAGAGAACAAAGUAAGGGUUGCUGGUGGGGUAUUGCGGGGGAUGGGCUAAAUGGGUGAUAGGCAUUAAGAGGGCACUUGUUGGGAUGAGCACUGGGUGUUAUAUGUGAUGAAUCACUAAAUUCUAUUCCUGAAAUCAUUAUUACCCUAUAUGUUAACUAACUGGAUUUAAAUAAAUUAAAAACAACACAACACAUCCACACCUCAGUGGCUACCACUCUAGUCUAUUCAGCAGAGCUUCCUUGACUGUGAGCUGUUGGAAGCUGUCAGUUUAGCACUCUUGACUUUUUUUCAAGCUCUGAAUAGCAGUAGGGAUCUCAGCAAAGACUGGUGGGAGGAACUAGCUCAACCUCAGCAUAGUGCCAAAAUGUGGCCAAUCAGUGCUUCGAGUAAGUCACAGCAGCACUGGAGCCUUGUCUGCAGGGUUAUGAACAAACUGGGCCAUUGCUCUGGACAGCCACUGAAUGUCACUUCUCCAGCAAUUUAAUACUAGAUGAUUUUGUUGUGUUGUUAUAAAUUUUUAUUUUAAAAUAAUUUUAGACUAACAGUUGCAAAAAUAGUAUAAAGAAUUCCUGAAUACUCAUAUAUAUUCCCUAAUAUUACUAUUCUACCACUUUUGCUUCAUUAUUCUUUUUCUCCAUAUGUAUAAUUAUUUUUCUGUCCAUUUGUGAGAAUGUUGUGGACAUGAUGUCCCUCCACCCCUGAAUUCUUCAUUUUAUUUCCUAGGAACAAGAAUAUGUCCUUAUAUAACCACAGCACAGUGAUCAGAUUCAGAAAAUUAACACUGAUAUAAUACCAUUAUCUAAUCUACAGACGUUAUUUAAAUGUCAUGAGUUGUCACACUGAUAUCCUUUAUAGCAAAAGAAAAAAAAUCAUUCUGUUCUAGGAUUCAGUUGAUUCAACUCAAUUGUGAUUAAAUAAAGGAUUACUUUUUUUAAUAGCUUUAUUAAGAUAUAAUUCACAUGCCAUGCAAUUCACCCACUAAAGUAUAUACUUCAGGGGCACCUGGGUAGCUCAGUUGGUUAAGCGUCAGACUUUGGCUCAGGUUAUGAUCGCACAGUUCAUGAGUUUGAGCCUCACACUGGGCUCUCUGCUGUCAGUGCAGAGCCUGCUUCAGAUCCUCUGUCCCCCUCUCUCCCUGCCCCUUCCCUGCUUUCAUUCUCUCUCUCUCUCUCUCUGUCAAAAAUAAGUAAAUGUUAAAAAUUUUUUUCAAUGUGCACUUCAGUGGUUUUUAAUAUAUUCACAAAUACAUAUAUCACUACAGUCAAUUUUAAAUAUUUUUGUCUCCUUAAAAAGAAACCUUGUACUUUUAGCUAUUGACCCUCUAUCUUCUCUUCCUUCCAAUCCUAAGGAACCCCUAAAUCUGCCUUCGCUCUGUAUAGAUUUGCCUUUCUGGACAUUUCAUUUAAUAGAAUCAUAUAAAAUAUAUAGUUUUUUGUGACUUUUUUCACUUAGCAUAAUGUCUUCAAGGUUCAUGUGUACAGGAACAUUUAUCAGUACCUCAUUCCAACUGAAUAGUUUUCUGUUGUGUGGAUAUGCCAUAUUUUGUUUAAUUUUUUUUAUAAGUUGUUGGACAUUUGGAUUGUUUCCACCUUUUGCCUAUUGUGACUAAAUCUGAUAUAAACACUGGUGUGCAGGCUUCAGUGUGGAUUCAGUUCCCUUGGAUGUAUAAUUAGGAGUGGAAUUGCUGGGUCACAUGGUAACUCUUAAUUUAAAUGUUUGAGGAACUUCCAGACUGUGUUUUUUGUUUGUUUUUAAUGCUUAUUUAUUUUUGAGAGAGAGCAUGAGCAGGGGAGGGGCGGAGAAAGACAGAGACACAGAAUUCGAAGCAGGCUCCAGGCUCUGAGCUGUCAGCACAAAGCCUGAUGUGGGGCUCGAACACAUGGACCGUGAGAUCAUGACCUGAGCUGAGGUCGAAUGCUUAACUGAGUCACCCACGUGCCCCAAUUCCAGACUGCUUUCUAAAGCAACUGCAUCAUUUUAUAUUUCUACCACCAGUGUAAGAGGGUUCUGAUUUCUCCCCAUCUUAGUCAACACUUGUUAUUAUCUGACCUUUGGUUUAUAGCCAUCCUAGCAGGUGUGAAGUAGUAUUUAUUGUGGUUUGGUUUUGCAUUUCCCAGAUUGCAACUGAUGUUGAGCAUCUUUUCAUAUAUUACUUUGCAUUUGUAUAUUUUCUUUGGAGGUAUGUCUACUUAGGUUCUUUGCCUAUUUUUAAAUUGAGUUAUUUGUAUUUUAAUUAAUGAGUUAUAGGAAUUCUCUAUAUAUUCUAGAUACAAGUCAUAUUAUCAAAUACAUGAUCUGUGUAUAUUUUUCCCAUUCUGUGGGAAUGGGAGAAUGUCUUUUUACUUUCUUGAUAGUGUUCUUCGAAGCACAAAAAUUUUCAUUUUUGAUGAAGUCCAAUUUAUUUUUAUUUUUAUUUCUUAAUGUUUAUUUAUUUUUGAGAGAUGGAGAGAGACAGUACGUGAACAGGGAAGGGGCAGAGAGAGAGGGAGACACGGAAUCU